Fomitiporia mediterranea MF3/22 is the source of this 1947-nucleotide messenger RNA. Its product is annotated as uroporphyrin-III C-m. The transcript has 2 exons. Gene Ontology annotation, molecular function: uroporphyrin-III C-methyltransferase activity. The record is from RefSeq and is a predicted model, not a curated record. Bases 1 to 1947 code for a protein of 648 amino acids. Gene Ontology annotation, biological process: siroheme biosynthetic process. Lineage: Eukaryota; Fungi; Basidiomycota; Agaricomycetes; Hymenochaetales; Hymenochaetaceae.
AUGAGGUCGGGGCAUCACACAAGCUUCACAUCGCCUCAACGAGGCGCAUCUCUCAUGCUCGCUUUCCGACCUAAGCUUACCGUGGUCAUAGGCUCCAAUCGACUAGCUGCUACUCGUGCAUUCGCGGCUCUUGAAGCGGACUCUGCUGUUGUUAUACUAGCUAGAGGAGGUUUCGAAUUUGCUUGUGAAGAGUUACAAUGGAGGUCUACUAAAGAAGAGCUUGAGAUCCUGGAUUUGGAUGAGAUGGUCGGACAGGGACGGGAGGGUUGGGAUGCUGAGUUAGCAGAAGCCUUAGCAUUGGAAAAGUUUCUGGAUAGUCAAUCGCAAGGAUCCGUCUCGCUCGUCUUUAUUACCGAUACUCUUAUUAACGCCGAUACGUCUGAACGACGUUCUCGACGUUCAGCAAGUCAACUCUACGAUGUCUGUCGAGAACGAAAUAUUCCAGUGAACGUUACGGACAUGUCGGAUUUAUGUGACUUCACAGUCUGUGCAACGCAUAGAUUUGUUGAUGGUGAGAGUGGGGAUGCGACGUCUUUGCAAGUGGGGAUUACGACGAACGGACAGGGGUGUAGGCUUGCAGCGCGUUUGAAGAGGGAGGUUGUUGCGAGGCUACCGAAUGAAGUGGGUGGUGCGGUUGAGAAGGUUGGGAGGCUGAGGAGGCUUGCGAAGACUAAGGACCAAGAUCAAAGUGCUACUUCUGCGACGAAUGAUGGAGUGCAAGACGCGGAGAACGAGUUGAACGAGGAGAUAACGGUGACUUCGCCGAAUCGUCCUGUUGAGCAACGUUCACCACGGAACUUGGAAGUGGAUGAAAGCGAGAUGGAGUGCCUGAGGAGACGUAUGAAGUGGGUUGCUCAGAUUAGCGAGUAUUGGUCCCUAGCGCAGUUAGCAGGGUUGACGGAUGUCGACAUGGAGCGCUUACUAGCUGGUGAUCUAUUAUCAACAAACUCCUCAAGCCCAGGCUGUCCAUUUGCUAUCUCACCUCCAUCAUCCCAACACGAUCUCAUCGUAACUCCACCUCCACAAAAAGAACAGGAACAAGGCUGCGUCCUCCUAGUCGGUUCCGGACCAGGCCACCCUUCCCUCCUAACACUAGCCGCCCACUCCGCACUCACAUCUCAAGCCUCCCUCAUCCUCGCAGACAAACUCGUACCCUCCGCCGUCCUCUCCCUCAUCCCACAGCACAUUGAAGUCCGCAUCGCAAGGAAGUUCCCAGGUAAUGCGGAUGGUGCGCAACAGGAGUUGAUGGACCUUGCGCUUGCUGCUGCUCGUUCGGGGAGGACGGUUGUUAGGUUGAAACAGGGUGACCCGGCGUUAUUUGGACGUGUAGGUGAGGAAGUUUUGUUCCUUAGGAAACAUGGAGUGAAGGUACUCGUUAUACCUGGGAUAUCAUCCGCUCUUGCCGCACCGUUGUUUGCGAAUAUCCCGGUUACGCAGCGAGGAGCUGCGGAUUCGCUUGUGGUGUGUACUGGUGUGGGACGUGGAGGUGCGAAGGGACGGGUACCGGGAUAUGAACGUGCUCGGACGGUUGUGUUGCUUAUGGGUGUAGCGCGUCUUGAAAGUCUCGUGAAUUCUCUACUCUCUGGAGACUCUUCUUCAACGACACCGUACCCGCCAUACGUACCCUGUGCGAUAAUCGAACGAGCUUCAAUGCCAGACCAACGCGUCAUCUCCGCGCCUUUACGUGAUAUCAACGCUGCGCUGGAGAGUGCUGGUGAACAGCGACCUCCUGGAUUACUCGUUAUUGGUUGGGCGGUACUUUCGUUACAUGGGGAAGGUGAUAUGAGUGUACUUGAUGAAUGUAAUGGUAUUGAUGAGAAUGGGAAGGAGGUAGUGAGGAGGGAUUUGGAAAGGGUUGAGAGGUGGCUUGAGGGAAGACGGUGGAGGGUUAGUGAGGGGAUUGAUAGGUUGUGGGAUACGUUCAAGGUUCCUGGCUUGGAUAGUUGA